Molecule: messenger RNA, 646 nt
Organism: Bursaphelenchus okinawaensis
Lineage: Eukaryota; Metazoa; Nematoda; Chromadorea; Rhabditida; Aphelenchoididae
Source: the annotation of a GenBank genome assembly
AUGAACCGUUUUCUUUUUAUUUGUUUAUUGGUCGGCGUGGUGGCGGCACUGCAGACGGAACAGGCCCCUAAGGCUACCCGGGACAUGUAAGGAUUUUUGAUGAUUUUUUAUUUUUUUUCGUUUUUAAAAAAUUUUUAAUUAAAAAAAUUGUGUUUUUACUUUAUUUAUAGAAGCUCUUAUCAAUUUUGUAUGUUUUUAUAAAAUUUAGAGCAAAUCUGAAAAUUAAAAAUGGCAAAAAAUUUAAAAAAAACGUGGGUAUACCUAAAUGUUUGGCCUAAAAAUCACUUUUUUCCAUUUUCAAAGUACUGUAACUUUUUUUAUACGAAAUUUCAAUACCCCAAACUACCCCAUCGUAAACCACUUUUUAUACCCUGCCAAAUGAUCUACAAAUCACCCCUAUUCUAACUUUCCAAAAUACUCUAUUAAUAAAAACCUUUUCAGCUUCCGAUCUCGCCGAGGCUAUGGUUAUGGUGGCGGUGCUACUGUCGUGGAAACUACAGUUGUAGAACAAGUUCCACCAGUGUUUGAACAACCCCCACCACCACCACCUCCACCACCACGAUUCGGCGGUGGCUACGGAUACGGCGGAGGCUAUGGCGGAGGUGGCGGCGGAUACAACCGAUUCGGAGGCUCGUACUGGGGAUAA